AUGGCCCUCGUGACCUUGCCAUUACCAUGGGAAAAAACCAAACCGCAUUGUUCUUCGAUAGUUAUCUACACAAUCAUUCUCAUCUGCAUCAUUUUCAUCUUCAUCACCGCAGUGGCGGACUGCCACAAGAAAACAUCUCAAAAGUCGGAAAAUUAUUUUCCAGUUUCAACUGCGUUUUCGUCAUCAUCCCUACAUUCUCAAAAUUCUUUUUCAUCUCUAUCGUCGUCAUCGCCCUAUGUAGAGUCGUUUAAUUCUUCAACAACGUCAUCUUCGUCGUCAUCAUUGCCAAGAAUCAAAAACAUAGAUCUCUACAAUUUGGAUGAAGCCAUCUAUCAUUUUUUCAUGUACAUGAACAACAUCGAGUUAUUCAACGUUGAGCGAGCGAGUUUACAGAAACAGAACGAAUUUCCAGGAGAACAAACUAUGUUCUUCGUUCAGUAA
This is a messenger RNA of Helobdella robusta, 441 nucleotides long. RefSeq lists its product as hypothetical. The record is from RefSeq and is a predicted model, not a curated record. NCBI's taxonomy places the organism in Eukaryota, Metazoa, Annelida, Clitellata, Rhynchobdellida, Glossiphoniidae. The coding region runs from base 1 to 441 and encodes 146 amino acids. The transcript is spliced from 3 exons.